Molecule: messenger RNA, 486 nt
Organism: Synchytrium microbalum
Lineage: Eukaryota; Fungi; Chytridiomycota; Chytridiomycetes; Synchytriales; Synchytriaceae
Exons: 5
Coding region: 1-486 (161 amino acids)
Biological process (GO): mitochondrial protein processing; protein quality control for misfolded or incompletely synthesized proteins
Cellular component (GO): mitochondrial inner membrane
Molecular function (GO): metalloendopeptidase activity
Source: RefSeq, a predicted model, not a curated record
AUGCCUGUUUGCCAGGACGAGCCGGGUUUGGCGGCGGUGCUAGGUCAUGAAAUCGGUCAUCAAGUCGCAAGACAUUCAGCAGAGAAACUAAGCUGGACCGUUACGUUCACCCUUCCAUUUGUACUUAUUAUGGACAUAGUCUUUGGGAUGGGAACAUUCAGUCAAGCCCUGCUUCAAGUCGGCUUCCUGUUACCCUUUAGCAGGAACAUAGAAUCGGAGGCUGAUUUUAUAGGAUUACAGCUAAUGGCCCAGGCCUGUUAUGAUCCUGCAGCAGCUAUAGGCAUUUGGGAGAGGAUGAAGAAAGUUGGCGGAGGUGGUUUGUCUAUUGCAUAUCUGAGUACACAUCCAAGCAAUGACUCCCGAAUCACAGCUAUAAAAGCAUGGCUACCGGAUGCUGAACGGGUUUUAGAAAAUUCUGAUUGUCAUCAAACCACAUCGCUAUUCAAUCUCUUUGCUCGAAAAACACAAGAAUCGGCGUCGUGGUGA